CCAGUAUCAAAGAAACUGAGAUGUCACACUACACACCAAAGACUCAAGAUUCGCCAAUGCAUUUUGCCUCCAGCGACAUCAAUCCCUUUGCUCACCAAUGGCAAGAAGAAGAGCCAAACCAAAGCUGCUACAAGAACCAGGUGUUUGGAAGUGCCGCUGACAUUUCUUGUAAAUCACCGCUGCUGGAUUCCACUACCAAACGUAUCAUUAGAUGCUGCAGUGUUGACAAUGGUUUAAACGUGCAGAACUCUCCUUUCAACUCCCACCUGAGCACUUACGCCAACAACAAGGGACUAUCCAGCACUCUGAGCAGCAUGGAGGAAGAUUUCAAAGAUCAAACAUCCCUCAACGCCCAUCUGAAAGAACGUACUAACCAAGUCUCCGGUGCUGACGAUCACAAUCAACAAAUGACCCUGACCAUGAGCUGUAACUCAUCUUCUUGCUACAAUGUAUCUGGAGAUCUUGGCAACAGCACUGGCCAAGUGGAUGAGAUCAUGUUGGUUUAUGACUCUUCAGAGCGGGCGUUUCAGGGUAACGGGUUUCAGAGAUCUAAAACAAACACCAGAUGUGACCAGAGCACCCAGACAACCUUCACUCAAGAAACCACGACUCAGACAACAAUCAACCAUGGUGAUCUACAGAGGAGAAACAACCAUCACAGAAAGAGCAGCACUCAGGUACCAGUGUCGCAGAAGACCACAGAGGCCUGUAGAGAGACCACCACAUGGGACAGCCUUCAGAACAUGUCUGAGCAUCUUUCACAGCUGAUAGUAAACACGUCUGAUCUUCUGGGGAAUGUUCACGGUAUGAGGUCUGGCGAUAGCCUCAAACAUAGCCUGAUAAGAAAUGUUAAAUCUUCAUCUCAUCUGUACUCCUCCAUAGAUUGGAGGAAGAGAGACUGCUCAACCAAAACUGCAGUAGAUAUUGGGAUCCAGACCGAAAGGACUUUAACACCCGUACAAGACAAACUGUCUAUCCACCAAAGUCUGUCCACGGAGAGGUCCAAAGCCCAUGAAGUUAAUGUGAUAGUCAAAGUGAUUGGCUCAGAAGUUCUCAAUGUGUCACAAGACAAAGGGCUUCCCCUUCAACAUCAACUCAAGAAAAACCUGGAUGAUAAUAUUCAGAGCAUGCCUGACCUGCGACUCAAUGGCUCCACUGUUAACCAAAGAUCUAUCUUGGAACCAGAGAGUCUCCCGCACAAAGUCCCUUCCCUGGAGACUGUCCAACGUCACAAUCAUUCAAAUCCUGCCAUUCGUCAUAGAAGCAAUGAGGACCGCAAUCCCGAAAGAGUAUCCUCCUCCAAAAUCUUGGGAGUAUCUGAAGUCUGCCAUAAUUUGUCAGAAAUACUCAGACCAGAAAGCCAUAAUAUCUUGAGAAGGAGUGACCCGGGAAUAGGCUAUAGAAAACAAGUGAGCUUCACAGACCGUGCAUGCUCACCCAUUCUCACUGUGGGUCCCAGGGCUGGUUCCAACCAGAGCAGAAUAAAGUAUUUACAGAGUCUCAAAGAAGAACAGAAGUUUGAGAUGCAAAAUAGAUGUAAAGACCACCUUUCGGACCAGUCAACACCUUGUUUAAGUUACAGCGGACACAAAACAUGCAUGUCUUUCAUACAGAAUGAUAAGAUAUCAGGACAUGACUCCCUUCAUCUGUGUGAGAAGCCAGGUGAUAACUCCACCACAAAAUCAAUGGGAUUGAUAUUCCUUGAGAAUGUGAGUGCCCUCAGCCAUUCAAGCCCAAAAGGGUCUGAUGGAUGCUCAGAAAGUCUUAGUUCGUCCAUCGACAAUUACAUCCACAAUGGAACCAGCGUUGUCAUCCACGACGAAGAAAGGGAAAUGAGCGUAUGGCACAAAACCGGCCAACGUCCAAUAUGGUCCUUUCCUUCUGUUCUAAGCAAUAGCAGAGUCGCUAUGCAGAACCACACCUCUCUCGUCUUUAGUCAGACUGGUGAGUCCAAACAGGAGGAGAAAUCCUUCUCUACUUUUGGAGAUCAACUAAGCUACAGAAGACAUUCAAUAGAUUCCCACAACAGUAGAUCAUCAGAGCGUCCAGUGGAGCACGUCACUGGUGCUUAUGAACAUUCCCCUGUCAGUGACAGCACCAUCCAUGUUCAGGAGGAUGACAUGGUGGCGUUGGCCCCAAGCGAGUGCAACACAGACAUUCUCGUGAACACCAACCCAGUCACCCACACUCCCAACUUCCAACACUCCCCACAUCAGCUAGAUCACCAGCGGCUCCCUGAGGACCUACCUGUGCACAACAAGUUCACCAACUGGUCUGGUAUCAGUCAGCAUCCCUCUGAGAUAGGACGGACUAAUAGUUUAAUGAAACCAGCCGUGUAUCUACCUACUGGUCAUGAAGCACAGAGGAACCAGCCAGAGUGGGCUGAGCUGGAGAGCCAGGAGUCAAAGUCCAGCUUGAGUCCAGAGUCCAUGUUCCAUAAGGACAAGAAGACAAGAGAGAUAGAGAGGCUACGUAAGGAGCGAGAGCAGGUCAUGGCUACGGUCCAACUGAACAUGAACCCUCAUCAUCUGACCGUGGAGCUGACUGAAGCCAAGCUGCACUACGGUCUGGGAGAGACGGACACGUUGUUAAAGAUGCUGACAUCUGGAGGAACCAAGGAGGAGGAACCGUCCCCUGUCCCCACCAAACAGCAGCUCUAUGACCAGCACCGGAGGAGCAUUGAGAGUUUGAGAAAGGACAGAGAAGCUCAGCUUCAGACCUGCCGUAGGGCUCGCAGCCUCAGCCCCAGCAAGCACCACUUCACCCAGUACCCUCAUCAACCCAGAUCCCCUCCUCAAAAAGACUCCAGAGUUUCAGCCCUGCCCAGUCGUUGCAGAGGCUACCUUCAACAGCUCUGUCAGGAGGUAGUGGCGAGCAGGAUGAUCCCAGAUCCAUCCAGAGGAGAGGGUGAAUAUCUCCCUGAGAUAGAGCAUCUUCUGCGUGACUACGGCCGUGCCCGUGAGGAGGCCAUGACAGAGAUAUCCCGUGCACGGGAACGGCUCCGCGAGAGGACAGAGCAGGAGAAAAGACGGCUCCAGCAACAGACUCUGUCUCAGAUGGUCAAGGAUGACUUGCGGUAUCGGACCAGAGUCAGCAGCAGUACACUGUACACUGGGUCGAGUCUGAGCCUAUCCUCUGGACCAACCUCAGGCUACAACAGUGGCAACACAGCUCAGCUGAAGGACGGCAGUAGACCCUCACUGACACAGGAGGUCACUGAGGUCCUGGGUGAUGGGCUGAAGGUCAGGUCUCGCCCUCCCAUCUGUGGUUCUCAGAGUGUGAAGACCCAGCGUGCCUGGCUCUCUGCCCAGGAUGUACGUCUGGAGCCUGGUGUGUCAGGGUAUGACCCUCUGAUGUCAUCCUCACCGUCAUCUCCUACGAACCUACGACAGCGCACCGCCUCCUUUGGCUCCGCCUCGUCCAUAUCGACAGCCUAUCAGGACUUCACUUCCUGUCUGCUUGGUCGAGCUAUGGCUGAGGUGCGCUUGGCUGCAGCUGGUGACAUGGGGAACCUGGUGAUGGGGAAAGCUGCAGCUGGUUGGAGGUACCAGGGCGUGGAGCGAGGUGUCCAGGCCUUCUACAAGCCCUCCUCCAGCCCAUCUGUGCACUGUUUCCUUGGGGCAGUGGAGCUGGAGAGGCCCCUGGCCAGCCUGUGGAGCAUGGUCCGAGACCACUCCAAGACCCACCUGUACCAUGAGGCUGUCCGGUCCGCCUGGACACGACCACUAGAUGACAGCACUCAGUUGGUCUACCUGCUGACAGACCCGUCCAGCUGCCACCUCAAACAGCCCAGAGACUUCUGCUGCAUCAGCACCCAGUCACAACAGGAUGAGCUGUGUGUGCUGGCCAUGCAGUCAGUCUUCGAGGAGUCUCUCCCUCGGCCCAGUGUAGAGGCUGUCCGAGGGGAGAUGUUGCCUAGCGCCUGGGUCCUUCAGCCAAUCACACGCCACGUCCGAGAGGUCGUCAGGGUCAUCUACCUACUGCAGGUGGACCUGGGCACUCCAUCCCUUCCUCAGAGACUGUUGGGAUCAAUGGCUAGGAGACAGGCAUCCGUCCUGGCUGAGCUCGACACCAUUUUCUCUUUGUGAGACUGACAGCAGGGUCAUUAGGCACCAAAAGGAAGAAAACAGACUGAAACAAGGAGGGAGUACCUGGACUUUUCCAAUAAGAAAUGCACAUUUUCUUUUUCCGUUGCAAAACAUGUUGCUACAAUGUGCCACAAUGAACAUGACCCAGAUCAGCUGUCCAAUUAGAACACAGAUUUCAUCUCCCAUUGCAAAAUGUUUUGCUACGGUGUGCCCUAAAGAACACGCCCCCAGGUUAAUGGUCACACACGUAGCAGUGAGCACUUAGACAUACUUCCUGAAUCUGAUAUGGGACCUGUCUCUAUUGUAAUUUGCAAUUUAUUUACUUGAUUGUAUUCUUAUGAAGAGCACUGAUGACAUUGAUUUUGUGAUACUAAGUAUCAUGCAGCUUGUUUAUAUCGAAACAUAACUGUGUGUUUUGUGUUAAAAUGUUUAAUUGAAGACCUGUGUUUGAUAUGUAUGCUUAUACCAAUCUUUUAAGUAUAUUGCCAAAGUUUGAGUGGUCUAGACUGGCUGUCAGGGAGGGUUGAGGGUGUGGCUCCUAUAUUUGACCCAUCCAACACAUCUUACUGUGUCACUGCAACUGCUGACCAGAGUAACACCAGGCCCUAAAUGUUUACAAUUCCACAUAUUUUUCAUAAUAACACUGAUUUAUAUCAAAUGCAAAAUGAUCAUUAGUCUCCUGUUGCCCAUUGCUAUAUUUAAUCUAUCUGUACACCUCAGUUGUACUACUUCCCUAAUUACUGAUUUAUGAUACAAAGUGAUCAUUUGUCUCCCAUUUCACUGUCCUCCCAGCCUAAGAACUAACCACUUUUAUAAUGACCACUUAGUGACAUAAUUGUUUUCUCCAGCAUCCUGUGUUAACGUCCCAAGGCACAGCACACUUUACCAAACUCACUACCCAACCUUUAAAAAGCCAUAUUAUGUGUUUUGUUGACUGUUCAGGACAUUAUUUUUCUGUAGUUGUAGUACUGCAGUGUCACAGUAAGAUGGUCCCCAGGGGAACCAAAUAAGAAGGAACUGAUAUGAAGGAUAUUAACUCAGCAAAAAAAGAAACGUCCCUUUUUCAGGACGCUGUCUAUCAAAGAUAAUUCGUAAAAAUCCAAAUAACUUCACAGA
This is a messenger RNA of Salvelinus namaycush (lake trout), 5204 nucleotides long. RefSeq names its product stAR-related lipid transfer protein 9-like. The record is from RefSeq and is a predicted model, not a curated record. NCBI's taxonomy places the organism in Eukaryota, Metazoa, Chordata, Actinopteri, Salmoniformes, Salmonidae. Gene Ontology annotation, molecular function: lipid binding. The transcript is spliced from 11 exons. The coding region runs from base 21 to 4088 and encodes 1355 amino acids.